AUGCAGAGCAACGGAUACGGGGCGCAGGGAAACGCGCCGCCGCCGGGGCCGUACGGACAGCAGGGCGGGCUGCCGGGGAUGAACUACGGUGGGGUCCCGCGUCCCGGAGGGCAGUUCGCGCAGCAGCGUCCGAUGGCGAACCCACCGGGGAUGCAGGGGGCACCAGCCAUGCCCAGGGCGGUCAUGGGCGGCGCGGCGCGACAAGGUUCGCUGCCGCUGCCGUACGGAGGCGUGCCGGGCCAACCGCCGGGAAUGAUGAGUAACGCGAACGCGGGGGCGCAAGGAACGAUGGCCCAGGGCGGCAUGAGCUCGGGCAUGGGCGCGGCGCAGCGUGGGGUGAUGUUGGACAGAUCGCAAAGUCAGCCGGUGGGCUUAGGGCAAGGCGGCGUCCCGGCAAACCUUCAACGCGCGUCCAGCGGAUUGCCAAUGCCGAGCGCAGGGGUGGGAAUGACCGCACCUAGAACGGUUGGUAUGAUGAGCUCUGGACCUGUACCGCGAGCGUAUCCUACGAUCGGCAGCCAAGGCGAUAUGAACAGUUUGCCGAAGAUGCAAGGUGCGGGCGGUCUGGAGUUGGGUUCUUCCGCGGGCAUGGGUGGCGGUUUGGGUGGGUUCAACCAGGAUCAAAAGGCGCCAGGGUUUGAUGACUCGGAGUUUCCGACGCUUGGUGGUGGUGGUGGUGGUGGUAUGCCUCAGCGCGUGGCCUCGUUCGGGAAUGGAUACGGAAUGCCGGGUGAAGGACACGAGAGCGUGUAUGAUUUUGGCAAGCCUCAGCGGGACUUUAGCAUGGAGAAGGAGGACUUCCCCGCCUUGGGUGGGAAAGGGCCCGGUAACAUGGGUGGACUCGUCCCUCCGCAGAGCUUGGACUCAAAGGACGGUGCCGGGGUCUCUUAUCCUCCUUUGGCGCGUCAGAGCUCGGGCGGCGUUGGUUUCGGCACGCAAGCUCCGGGGCGUCAAGGUGGCGCUCCCGGCGGGUUUCAGUUCGAAGGAGGCGCGCCACCGCCUCCUGUGAAGUCCAGUGCUAGUCCGACUGGACCGAGCGGAACGUUGCAGAAGGAUCGGUACGGCUUGCUUGGUUUGCUGCCGGUGAUUCGAAUGGUGAAUCCAAACGUGUCCACACUUGCCCUCGGUGCAGACCUCACCAUGCUCGGCCUGAACCUGAACUCUCCCGACAGCUUGUGCAAGUCGUUUACGUUACCGUGGAAUGAUUCGGCGCCAAACAACGACUUGGAACUCACGAUUCCGUCUGCGUACUCGCAGCAAGUGUGCCGUUGUCAUCCGGCGGUGUUUGCGAAGUUCCAGCAGGAAACGCUGUUUUACAUCUUCUACAGUAUGCCCGGAGAAGAGUCUCAGUUAUUCGCUGCGGACGAGCUAGUGCAACGCGGUUGGGGGUUCCAUAAGGAACUCAAGGCUUGGCUGAUGCGCGUGGCGAACACUGAAGCGGCGAACCAAACAGAGCAGGGCGAGCGAGGAUCCUUCUGGGUGUUCGAUCCCAUCGCUUGGGACCGAGUUCGGAAGGAUAACUUCACCCUUCAGUACGAUCAGUUAGAGACGCGUCCGACGGUUCCCGCGCGCGUCGAAACGGGUUUGCGUUGA
Molecule: messenger RNA, 1593 nt
Organism: Ostreococcus tauri
Lineage: Eukaryota; Viridiplantae; Chlorophyta; Mamiellophyceae; Mamiellales; Bathycoccaceae
Product: NOT2/NOT3/NOT5
Exons: 1
Coding region: 1-1593 (530 amino acids)
Biological process (GO): regulation of DNA-templated transcription; nuclear-transcribed mRNA poly(A) tail shortening
Cellular component (GO): CCR4-NOT core complex; P-body
Source: RefSeq, a predicted model, not a curated record